Molecule: messenger RNA, 2835 nt
Organism: Ustilaginoidea virens
Lineage: Eukaryota; Fungi; Ascomycota; Sordariomycetes; Hypocreales; Clavicipitaceae
Exons: 2
Coding region: 1-2835 (944 amino acids)
Biological process (GO): protein dephosphorylation
Molecular function (GO): protein tyrosine phosphatase activity
Source: RefSeq, a predicted model, not a curated record
AUGCCUGACCCUAAACACGGCGCAAGAUCGCCGUUGCAGUACAACAUGAAGGCUCAGUCGCGCGUCUCCCCCGUCGCAUCCAGCCCAUAUCACCACACCCAUUCGUACGGGUCCCGUCCCUACAGGGUCAACAAGUCAACAACUUCACCCGCAACAUCGCCCAGAGCCCCCCACUCUGUCGGACAAGAUAUCCCGCCCAUGUUGUCACCGCCCAUCAACGCAGAGAAUAACCGGGCACCCAGCCCCAACUACUUCGGGCUUGUCGUUGAAACUGGCAGUGAUCCCAGAGACUCGUCUGGACUGGCGAACCACAACUGGAGCCCGAGCUCUUCCGUCAAAUCAUUUGCCGCUGCUCUUCCCAAGCCCGUCACUUUGGACCCGAAUGCCGAAUUUGAAGCCUUCAAGAAGGCUGCCGAUUUCAAUAGAGGCAGGUCUCAAGCUGCACCACCGUCCUCGCAUCCUGCCCCCGGACGACCUAGACCGCCGAGAUGGCACACAUUUACGAGCGACUCCGGCUCUGAUGCCUCGCUUACCAUGUCGAUCAGCGUCAAGGGCCGGUCGACCAACAAAGGUGAAAUUGAUCAGGACAGCCUUCAUGACUCUGCGCAUGUCUCGUCUGACUCGAAACGCAACUCGGAAUCGUCUCUGCGGCCCAACCAAAUCACAGGCAUGCUGCCAUUCGAAUCUCCGAAACAGAUUGACAGCUCUAUGCAAGGUGCUCACCUGUCACGAGAGCUGGUCAACGAAUCUCGACUUUCCCUAAGCUUGCCCAAAGUGGAGCCUCCGUCUGCUCAACUCAGUGAUGUCACUCGUGCGGUGACUUUGCCUUCGAAGCUGGAGCAGCCUGCACCGGUCAUGAUGGCGGGAGAACGGUUAAAGGACUUGAUGGAAACGGUGGGCUUGGAAAAGUUACUGCUGCUCGAUAUUCGAUCAUCCUCGAGCUUUGCGCAAUCUCGCAUCCGAGGCGCCCUCAACCUGUGCAUCCCGACGACCUUGUUGAAGCGCGCCACGUACAACAUCCAGAAAUUACAACAAACCUUUCAAAGCAGCUCGGCCUCGGAGCGAUUCUCCAAGUGGCGUGAGAUGGAAUGGAUCAUUGUCUACGAUGCACAUGCUUCUGACAAGCGUGAUGCUGUAACGGCUCAGAAUAUGGUGAAGAAGUUUACCAACGAAGGCUACGCUGGCAAAACGGCCAUUAUUCGCGGAGGAUUCACAAUGAUCAGCGCAACGUUCCCCGAUAUUGUUGACAAACGGAUCGGCUCACAGCCAUGUGCAUCGCAAAGCCCCAAGUCGUCGAAGAACGCAGGAAGCCUCGCCGCCGUCAUUGGCGGUGUUGGCCUCCCGACUUUGCAAAAUGAUGAUAAUCCCUUCUUUGCAAACAUUAGGCAGAACAUUGAUCUUGCGGAUGGUGUGGGCCAGUAUGACGUCGCACGGCCACGGGACCUGCAAUCCCCUCUGAUCCCCAAGUGGAUGCGCGAGGCAUCAUCAGAAGCUGAUCACGGAAGGAAAGUUUCCAAAAAGUUUCUGAACAUUGAGCUGGAUGAGCAGUCACGCAUGCGCGCUGCUUACGCCGCCUUUAAUCCCAAGCUGAAACAGGAAUGCAAGUUUCAGCUCUCAGGUGUCGAGAUGGGAACCAAGAACCGGUACAAGGACAUUUUGCCCUUUGAACACGCGCGAGUUCGUCUGCGGGAGGCUGGCAACAAGUCAUGCGACUAUGUCAACGCCAGCCACCUAUCCGCGUCGAGGAGCAACAAGCGAUAUAUCGCCUCCCAGGGUCCGUUGCCGGCCACGUUUGAGGACUUUUGGUCAGUCAUUUGGGAGCAAGACGUACGUGUUAUCGUCAUGUUGACUGCCGAGAGCGAAGGCGGGCAGCUCAAGUGCCACCCUUACUGGAAAGGAAGGGAUUUUGGUCCACUCAAGUUGAAGGCAUUGUCGGAAAAGAAGGCCUCUCUGGACCUUGACAAGCACCGAUCGCAAUCGAACUUUUCCCCGCCAUCCGCGACUUCUACCGAGAGCGGGCGUAGAAGAGCAAACACGACAAGCAGUUUCCAGUGUGUGCCCCAAGCUACUCCGGAGCCCGGCGGCAAAGACACGCCGCACGUGACGAUUCGAAAGUUUGCUCUGUCCCAUGCGGCGCAUCCGUUUGCUCCCAUGCGAGAGAUUACUCACCUACAUUUUUCGGCGUGGCCAGACUUUGGAACCCCCGCUCAGCCUGGUCACCUGCUAGCCCUGGUGGAGUUGGCCAACGUGAUGCAGCGGGCUGCGAUGCCGGUUGAGACGUCGGCCAUUGUUGGCUGCAAGGCGCCGAUGACGGACUCGGUCGUUCCGGCUACCUGGUACGACGAGCCAGAACAAGAUGGCAACUCGCGGCCGAUGCUUGUGCACUGCUCCGCUGGUUGCGGAAGGACGGGGGCCUUUUGCACAGUCGACAGCGUCAUCGACAUGCUGAAGCGUCAACGACGGGCCAAUGUAGCCUCGUCAAGAUGUCGAGACAAGGACGGGGAUGUAUCGAUGAUGGACGAGCCCGUUUCCCCUACGACGCACCGGGGUCAUGCGUCUCCAGGCUUUUUCGAUAGGGGUCAGGGUGGACAUAAUUUUCAGACGUGGGAGUCGUCGGAGAUUGACACCAGCUGGCUACACAGCGGUGACGUUGACCUGAUACAAAAGACGGUGCAGGAAUUCAGAGAGCAGCGACUGAGCAUGGUGCAAACACUUCGCCAAUACGUGCUCUGUUACGAGACAGUGUUGGAAUGGCUGAGCAGGGUGCAGGACAAGGCAUCCAACACCGUUGCUGCGCGAGCGCGGAGCGGCAGCCUGAAACAAGUGCGGCACUAG